Molecule: messenger RNA, 1072 nt
Organism: Ruditapes philippinarum (Manila clam)
Lineage: Eukaryota; Metazoa; Mollusca; Bivalvia; Venerida; Veneridae
Exons: 6
Coding region: 125-1009 (294 amino acids)
Source: RefSeq, a predicted model, not a curated record
UUCAAGGACGCCAAAACACGUGAUUAGCAUGAGUGUAAGCAGGACCUAAAUCGCGCCUUUAUUUUCUUCUUGUCGCAGUUCCUAGUUGCGUGUCGCAUCAUAGAAGACAUAAUUAAUAGACAAAAUGUUGUUUGCCAACUUUCUGUUGUUACUACAUAUAUUUAACACCGUUUAUACAAGCUCUGUGGAGAAAAGACUCCUGUUACAAGUUUCUCAAGGUAUAUCAAUUGGAACAGUUGCAAACACUGACCUUGAUGAGGCUUCCGGGUUGUGUGCCAGCAGACAAUUUCCGGGUAUUUUAUAUACACACAAUGAUAAAGGUGGACAAAACAGAAUAUUUGCAAUAGACAGUGCUACAGCCCAGGUAAUUGCAGUAUUAGUUAUAGAUGGCGCAACAAAUACAGACUGGGAAGAUAUUGCUUGUGGAAAAUGUUUUGGACAUACGUCUGAUAAUUGUUUAUAUAUUGGUGAUAUAGGAGACGCAGGUGGUCAUGGGUCAGCCACGACAAUUUACCGAGUACAAGAACCAGCAGUGCUUAAUACUCUAACACACGUGUCAGUGGAGGCGGAGCUCCAUUAUAGCUGGGGUGAGAUAAACGCAGAAACUCUUAUGGUAACACCGGAAGCAGAACUAUAUAUUGUUUCCAAGGUACAUGGUGGCAAGGGUUUAAUUGCACACAUUCCGGGUUCAGGAUGGGGUUCAAACUCACCUAUUCAACUUAAUUCAAGCCACCGACUUGAUGUAACUACAACCCACAAUGAUCCACUCGGAGGUGAUAUAUCACCUGACGGUCAAGAAGUUCUCAUUAAAGUCAGGAAUUAUGUUUUACAUUACAAUACAAACGGGAGCAAGGAUUUUGAAGUUGUACUGUCUGGUAGUCCUGUAAACCUACCGUAUGUACAUGAGAAGCAUGGAGAAGCGGUUGCAUUUAGUUUAGACGGACAGACAUAUUACACACUUGCUGAGGGACAUCACCCAACACUCUAUAGAUAUAAUGCAAAAAUUUAACUUCAUGAUUUUAAUAUUUUGUUUUACCACGUUAAUGAAUAAAAAUAUAAAUUGUUUUUAAAA